AUGGACAAUGUCCCAUUUCUCCUGUUAUUAUAUGCAGCAUUUUCUUGUGCUUUUCUGGCAGAUACAAGACAGAAUAAAGAAGGAGACAUGCAGCUUAUCCAGAAGUACCUGGAAAAUUACUAUGGAUUUAAGAAAGAUGGAGAAGCUUUCAUUUGGAAAAAUAAUAGUCCAAUGACUCAAAAAAUGAAAGAAAUGCAGGAAUUCUUUGGACUGGAGGUGACAGGGAAACUGGAUUCUGGCACUAUGGACCUAGCACAGAAACGUUGCUGGGGAUUCCCUGAUGUAGCAGGGUUCUCCACCUUCGCAGGAGAGCCAAAAUGGGCAAAACAAGUUCUGACAUACAGGAUAUUAAACUACACACCAGACCUGCACCCGGCAGAUGACAAUGCAGUGAUCAAGAAAGGGUUAAGUGUUUGGAGCAGUGUCACCCAACUGAAAUUCAUCAAGAAGGACAGAGGGGAUGCAGACAUAAUGAUCUCCUUUGCAACCAGAGGUCACAACGCCUUCAUCCCAUUUGAUGGUCCAGGAGGGUCAGUUGCUCAUGCCUAUGCAUCUGGAAAGGACUUUGGUGGAGAUGCUCACUUUGAGGAGAUUGAAACUUGGACCAAAAGCACAGAAGGUAUGAACCUGUUUUAUGUUGCUGCACAUGAGUUUGGCCAUUCACUGGGGCUUUUCCAUUCCAAAGGCCCCAAUGCUCUGAUGAACCCAGUCUAUUGGAAAUUUGACCCUUCAGUAUUCCCUCUUAAUCAGGAUAAUAUUAAUGGCAUUCAGUACCUCUACGGACAAUCUUCUAACACCCACUAUGACCAAAGGGAAUCUACUGAGAUAAAAGACCCAACUGAGUCAAAAGAUCCUGCACUGCCAAACACCUGUGGUCCCGAUUUAACUUUUGAUGCUGUCACCACUUUCCGUGGAGAAAUAAUGUUCUUCAAAGACAAGCAUUUUUGGUGCAAGUAUCCUGCAGUCAAAACAGCUGAUUCUAAUUUAGUAACUUCGUUCUGGCCAUGGCUGCCACCUGGUGUUGAUGCUGCAUAUGAAAUUCCUGAAAAAGACAAAACCGUCAUUUUUAAAGGGAAUGAAUUCUGGGUUGUGAGAGGAGAUACCAUACUUCCUGGAUACCCCCAGAAAAUCUACACCCUGGGCUUUUCAAAGGAUGUUACCAAAAUAGGUGCUGUUUUUUAUAAUGCAAAUGAGGGGAAAGCCUAUUACUUCAUAGUGGACAAAUUUUGGAGGUAUGAUAAAAGAAGUCAGUCUAUGGACAGGAAUCCCAUGCUAGUAAGAGAUGCAUUUCCUGGAAUUAAUGGCAGGAUCAACGCUGUUUUUCAACAUAAAAGUUUUCCUUAUUAUUUGCAUGGAAGAAAGCAAUUUGAGUUUGACCUUGGCAAGAAGAGAGUUACACGCCUCCUAAAGACAAAUUUCUGGUUUCGGUGUUAA
Calidris pugnax (ruff) is the source of this 1434-nucleotide messenger RNA. Its product is annotated as stromelysin-1-like. Gene Ontology annotation, cellular component: extracellular matrix. Gene Ontology annotation, biological process: extracellular matrix organization; collagen catabolic process; proteolysis. Gene Ontology annotation, molecular function: zinc ion binding; metalloendopeptidase activity. Lineage: Eukaryota; Metazoa; Chordata; Aves; Charadriiformes; Scolopacidae. The record is from RefSeq and is a predicted model, not a curated record.